Messenger RNA from Debaryomyces fabryi, 843 nucleotides. It is a transcript of the gene RTG1, whose product is annotated as Rtg1p. Gene Ontology annotation, molecular function: RNA polymerase II cis-regulatory region sequence-specific DNA binding; DNA-binding transcription factor activity, RNA polymerase II-specific; protein dimerization activity. NCBI's taxonomy places the organism in Eukaryota, Fungi, Ascomycota, Pichiomycetes, Serinales, Debaryomycetaceae. The transcript has a single exon. Gene Ontology annotation, biological process: regulation of transcription by RNA polymerase II. Bases 1 to 843 code for a protein of 280 amino acids. The record is from RefSeq and is a predicted model, not a curated record.
AUGUCAGAUUUUAAAGGGUUUAAAGAUUCAUUUUUGAAGUCUAAUUCACAGUCGGGUACUAAUUCAGCUGUGUCUGGUUCAGGCUCGGAAUCUAUAUCCCCACCACAAGAUUCAAAGGACAGGGGAUUGAACAUUCCAAGUAUACAUAUCAAAACAGACUCAGCAGAUAAAUUAGCAUCGAAGUCCUUAGAUAUUAAGAAGCAGUUAUCACAAUCUUUUCAGGGAAAUAGUUUGACUCAACAGCAUGGGGGAAUUUCCAAACCUCAGUCCAGAAAAAACUCAAUAAUUGCUAUCAAAUCUAAUAAUGCAAGCGAGGAUGAAGGCGAUGACGAUGACAAAGAUGAUCCACAAGUAAAUGAAAGGAAGAGAAGAGAUAAUAUCAACGAAAAAAUACAGGAGUUAUUGACAUUAAUUCCGGCAGAGUUUUUCCAAGAAAACCCUCCACCAGCAAAUCAACCACAACAACAACAGACACAGCAAUCAGAAAACGAUGCGGCGAUUGCAGCAGCGGUUAAGAAUUCUGGUACUAAAGACGGUAAGCCAAAUAAAGGGCAAAUAUUAACUAAAUCUGUGGAAUACUUGCAAUAUUUGCAGAAUCUAAUCGAUGAAAAUAAUAGAAAAGAGGUUGAAUUAGUUAUGAAGUUGAGGAACUUGGAGCUACAAGAACAAAAUAGACAGCAAAAUAUACCUAUUAACGUAGGUCAUACAAGCGCAGAAAAAGCUUUAGGUAAGAUAGGGGUUGGUCCAUUGUCUGAUGACUAUUUUAAGCUGGUUUUGAUAAAUAGUGCUGGAACAAAUAAAUCAGGUCAGAGGAAAGGAAGUACGUUUUCAGUUAGUCCUUAA